AUGCUCCGGUACCUGGAUACACACCCGCUCUUGGGUCAGCAAUUCAACAACCACAUGAGUGGCUAUCGUCAGGGUCGACCAAGCUGGAUGGAUGCGAACUUCUACCCCGUUCAAGACCAGUUGAUUGACGGCAUGGAUAACUCCAAAGACGCCGUCUUGUUGGUAGACAUUGGCGGCGGUUACGGUCAUGACGUCCAAGAUUUCAGAACCAAGUAUCCUCAGCGAUUUGGUCCCAGCAUCGAAUGCAUGGAGUAUGACUUUCAUACUGGGCGACCAUUGAAAGCUACUUCUGGCAGCUGCAGGACUUACCCUUCAGACGCUAAUGGAAUUCUAGUGGCGAAAGCAUACUACAUGCACUCCGUUCUGCGCGACUGGCCCGACGACGUGUGCAAGAGCAUUCUGAAGCAAGUUGCUGGCGCGAUGAAGAAAGGCUACAGCAAACUGCUUAUCAACGAGAACGUGAUUCCAGACAAGGGCGCGGACUGGCAAGCCACCGCAUUGGAUAUGAUGAUGAUCACCCUUUUCUCUUCGAAGGAGCGGACGUAUUCGCAAUGGAGCCAGCUGUUGGAGUCACCCGAGCUCGGACUGAAGAUCGUCCGUGUCUGGACCGUUAAGCAUUCGCAAGAGAGCUUGAUUGAGUGCGAACUUGUUUGA
Messenger RNA from Alternaria rosae, 654 nucleotides. RefSeq names its product S-adenosyl-L-methionine-dependent methyltransferase. Gene Ontology annotation, molecular function: O-methyltransferase activity. The transcript is spliced from 3 exons. The record is from RefSeq and is a predicted model, not a curated record. Lineage: Eukaryota; Fungi; Ascomycota; Dothideomycetes; Pleosporales; Pleosporaceae. Bases 1 to 654 code for a protein of 217 amino acids.